GUUCGGUCACGUGACUGGGCGUCUGGCCAAUCACCACACUCCCUGUGGAGCUCUUCCGGUGGCGUUUUCUGUCAGUGUUUGUAAACAGAGAAGUAAAUUGGAAGUGCUACAAGAAAUAAUAACCUACAAAAAUCUAAAGACGACAUUAAUUAACUUAACCGGGACAAAGUUCAACUCCCUCCCACUCCUCCUCCGACCUUUACUUUCUAGCCAUUUUCCUUGUCAGUAGAAACAUAUAAAGGCGUAAAGAUUCACCAACUAUUCAAAAGCGUGGAUAUGGCGAACAUGUUCCUUCUCCCAUCAGAUGGGCAGGAUCCAGCUAAUCUCCGUGACCUAAAUCAGCCUCUCAUUGACCACUCAGAAGGUCAACUCUUCUUGAAUGAAGCCUUCAAAAUAAUUAUGGAGGAGGUGCUUUGCAAGGGUACAGACGCCAAGCAAAAGGUUUGUGAGUGGAAAGAGCCAGAGGAGCUGGCUCUGCUGCUGGAUCUGGAGCUGAGGGCGACGGGGGAGCCACAACAGAGGCUCCUACAGAGAGUAAAGGAUGUCGCCAAGUACAGCAUCAAGACAUGUCACCCACAUUUUUUUAAUCAGCAGUUUGCAGGACUGGACUAUCAUGCCCUGGCCGGACGAUUCCUCACUGAGGCUCUCAACACUAACCUCUUCACCUAUGAGGUGGCCCCGGUGUUUAUUCUGAUGGAGACUGAGGUUCUGAGAGGACUGCGGCAGCUGGUUGGCUGGACAGAAGGGGAUGGUAUUUUCUGCCCCGGGGGUUCUGCCUCUAACAUGUACGCCAUGAACCUCGCACGCUACAGACUCUUCCCAGAGGUCAAAAGCCAGGGGCUGUGGGGUCUCCCACGACUUACCAUCUUUACAUCUCCAGAGAGCCAUUACUCUGUGAAGAAAGGGGCUGCCUUUCUGGGCAUGGGGACAGACAAUGUCGUCUUGGUGAAAGUGGAUGAUGGAGGCCACAUGAUUCUAGAGGACCUGGAUGAAAAGAUAAAGCUGGCAAAGUCCCAGGGUGCAGUGCCUUUCUUUGUAAGCUGCACAUCAGGGACAACAGUGCAGGGUGCGUUUGACCCAUUGGACCGCAUAGCUGGUGUCUGUGAGAAGCACAAGCUCUGGAUGCAUGUAGAUGCUGCCUGGGGAGGGAGUGUGCUCUUUUCCAAGCAACACAGACAUCUGAUGAAAGGGGUUGACAGAGCAGAUUCAGUAUCCUGGAAUCCACACAAGAUGCUGAUGGCUGGCCUGCAGUGUUCUGCCUUGCUGCUACGGGAUACCACGAACUUGUUGAAGAAGUGCCACAGUGCCAAUGCCACAUACCUCUUCCAGCAAGACAAAUUUUAUGAUGUGAAUCUGGAUGUCGGGGACAAGUCGGUACAAUGCAGCCGCAAGGUUGACUGUCUGAAGUUAUGGUUGAUGUGGAAAGCUGUUGGCUCCAUUGGCUUGGCCGAGCGUGUAGACAAAGCUUUUAUCCUUGUAAGGUAUCUGGUGGAGCAGAUGAAGAAAAGAGAAGGGUUUCUUCUUUUACGUGAGCCAGAGUUUGUGAAUGUAUGCUUCUGGUUUAUACCGCCCAGUAUGAGGGGGAAGGAAGAAAAUGCAGAUUACCAGGAGAGACUGGCAAAAGUAGCUCCAGUCAUCAAGGAGCGCAUGAUGAAACAAGGCACUAUGAUGGUGGGCUACCAACCUUUGGGAAACAAGGUCAACUUUUUCCGCAUGGUUGUGUUCUCUCCGCUGGUUUGCCAGAAAGAUAUGGACUUCUUCCUUGACGAAAUUGAAAAACUGGGAAACGACUUGUGAACAAAAACACAAUAUCAAUGAUGUGUUGUCCAUGAAGACUGUAGAGGUCUGCACAGAGCCUUGUAUUGUAAUGUCACAAACUAUAACAAACAGUCUGACUGUACCCGUUGAGAGAUUUGACUUGCUGAAUUUAGACAGUUGCCAUGUCAUAAUAUAACGAGAGAUGCUCAAAUCUGAAAUCUGAGAACCAUGCACCAGAAUCUGAAUGAAUAAAAAAACUAAUAAAUA
Messenger RNA from Cottoperca gobio, 2025 nucleotides. It is a transcript of the gene csad, whose product is annotated as cysteine sulfinic acid decarboxylase. The transcript has 15 exons. Gene Ontology annotation, cellular component: cytoplasm. NCBI's taxonomy places the organism in Eukaryota, Metazoa, Chordata, Actinopteri, Perciformes, Bovichtidae. Gene Ontology annotation, biological process: carboxylic acid metabolic process; taurine biosynthetic process. Gene Ontology annotation, molecular function: sulfinoalanine decarboxylase activity; pyridoxal phosphate binding. The record is from RefSeq and is a predicted model, not a curated record. Bases 277 to 1797 code for a protein of 506 amino acids.